CUCCUUCUUCUCCUUCUCCUCCUUCUUCUUCUCCUUCUCCUCCUUCUCUUUCUUCUCCUCCUCGCCGCCGAACCGACGCCGAACUCUGCGCUUGAUCGUCCUCGGAAAUGCGGGGUUCGGAGUGAGAAACGUUCCGAACUCGGACGGACCUUCGCUCGUGCUCCUUCGUCUGCGGACGUCCGCGCGGUUCCGGGAGAUGGAGGCUCGCCUGGCCGGGUCGCCGGACGCGGUUCUGGACGGAGACGCGGAUCCAGUGUGGUGAUGAGGAGGAUGAGGAGGAUGAGGAAGAUGCUGAUGCUGCUGACGUUCGCCGCGCUUUGGGACAACACCUGCGCCAUGGGCUCAGCAGGUGGCGUCGCACCUGGCCAAGAGUGGCUCUGGUCUCUGGUGUCCGCCUGCGCCCUGGUCGGCCUGGUGGUCUGCACGCUGACCUGCUUGUGCUGCAAGAAGACCAGGACCGGGACCAGGACCAGGACCAGGACCAGGACCAGGACCGGCUUCACGGAGUUCCACAAUGUCCAAGAUGGCGAGGACUUCCACGCUCACAUGGCGCCGGACGGCCCGGAUGUUUACAUCCUGCCUCUCACCCAGGUGUCCCUGCCGGUCGCUAGGCAACCCGCUCCGCCGGUCCAACUCCAGAAAUCUUCCAACCUGAGCCGCCACAAUCUCCUGUACCUGAAGGAGAUCGGAAAUGGCUGGUUUGGGAAGGUUCUUCUGGGGGAGCUCAAUCAGAACCUGCGAAGCAGUCAGGUGGUGGUCAAGGAGCUGAAGGCCAGUGCCAGCGCCAAGGAACAGAUGUACUUCCUAGAAGAAAUACAAGCUUACCGGGUGCUGCAGCACUCGUCUCUGCUGCAGUGCCUGGCCCAGUGCACUGAGGUCACGCCCUACCUGCUGGUCAUGGAGUUCUGUCCACUGGGUGACGUGAAGGGUUAUCUGCGAAGCAGCAGGUCUGCAGAGAGCGUCGCCCCCGAGCCGUUACUUCUCCAGCGAAUGGCGUGUGACAUCGCAUCAGGACUUCUGCACCUGCACAAGCACAACUUCACUCACAGAGACCUGGCUUUGAGGAACUGCUUGCUUACAGCCGAUGCUACAGUGAAGAUUGGCGACUAUGGCUUGUCCCACACCAAGUACAGGGAUGACUACUUUGUGACAUCUGAUCAGACUUUUGUGCCCCUGCGCUGGAUCGCACCUGAGCUGGUGGACGAGGUGCACGGAAAUCUGAUGGUGGCCGAGCAGACCCAACAGAGUAACAUCUGGUCUCUGGGAGUGACCAUCUGGGAAUUGUUGGAGCUGGGAAACCAGCCUUACAGCCAUUAUUCUGACCAACAAGUUCUGGCUUACGCCUUGAGGGAGCAGCAGCUGCGACUAUCCAAACCGAUGCUCAAAGUUCCUUUGGCUGAACGCUGGUACGAGGUGAUGCAGUUCUGCUGGCUCCCGCCUGAUCAGAGACCCAUUGCUGAGGAAGUCCAUUUGCUGCUGAGCUACUUGUGUGCCAAAGGUGCCAGCGAGGCCAAAGAUGACUUUGAGAGGCGUUGGAACUCCAUGCGGCCCAGUGCCGGACACAACAUUUGCAGCGGUUCCCCGAUGAUGACGCUAGAGCGGCCUUCGUCCACCUCCUCCUCUUUUCCUCUGCUUGAACGAUUCUCAGGCACUGACGGAUACCACUCAGAGUCUGGGGAUGACAUUUUAACGAUCACUGAGACCAGCCAUGGCCUGAACUUUGAGUACAGGUGGGAACAGGCCCGGGCAGAGCAAUCAUACGGAGGCCAGAACUCCUCCAGUGCCCUCAGUCAAGUCAGUCAUCAUGAAGCAUUUUAUCCACCGGUGGGGAUUGUGGGAGGCUGCCUCAAUCAUGAAGCUUCUCCUUCUUGCUACCAACCUAAACUUCUGCACGCUCCUGGUGUACUUCCUGUUUUUAGCGCCCACAGCCCAUCAGUAAACAGUGAAUACUACAUCCGCAUCGAAGAACCCGUAGACUGUAACAUGGAGCCUGAGUAUACCAUGUGCUCCUAUAGUCCAGACUGCCAGGGAAGCAGUGGCAACUUCCUCACCGGCAGUGCAGACUCAGAUGAAAUGAUGGUCUGCCCAACUCAGGCUAAAAACCUAGACCCCUUCUGGUCAGCAGACAUGCACAAAUCAGAUGUCUAUGAUUCAAAUGAGUCCAGUCCUGCUAUCUCUCUGACAAUGGAACCCCUUUUAGGGCAGGUUGCAGACAGCAGCCCUCUACGACCGUGGGAGUCCAGUCACUAUGUGUCCUACAAAGAUCGAGAUGGAGGUUACUACUAUGAGCACACGUCACCUGUGGACAUAGAACGCUAUCUUAUGGGGGGUGAGAUGUCCACUGAACACCUUCAUGAAAGCUGGGGAUCAAGGAGUCUUCGUCAGGCAUUGGGCGAGUUGGAGACCCCAGUGGGAAUAACUCCGUCUUUCAGUAGUCCCCUUGAAGAGGCCUACAGUGACUCUUACUUGGACACAACCCAAACCUCAAUCCUCGAUAAGACAGUGACAGGAGGCUACUAUGACAUGAUGGGCUCCCUGAGGAAGACCAUGCCGAGCCACAGCAGGCACAACAGCCACUCGGUCAGCAUCAACGUGGAGACAGAAGGGGCGCUCUUCAUCGGACGCAAGGAGAGCGAUUCAGAACAGGAAGAAGAAGAGGACAUAUUUAUAGAGAGGUACACUUGCAACACAUGGCCUUCUAAACAUCGCCAUCGAAACGUUGUGCACCCAAGACGAGCGAGCCAGAGCUGCAGACAAGACACCUAUGUGGACUUUCAAUACACAAUGCCGAGCACAGACAUCGAAGAUUCCUGGCCUGAGGAGCGCAGCCUGGCCUUCCACAGUCUACCCAAGUCUGUCAACUACCUGGAGCAGCACCAGGCUAAAGACAGCAGCUGUCUGAGUCGACACCAUGCAACUGCAUCCUUGGAGGGCUGUGAGGCUUUUGUCUACUUGUGUCACCAGAGCGAAACCCAAGGAGCGCCACCAAGAGAUUGCUGCCACUCACACUUUGUCGACCCACUCACUGGCUUGCUAGUCAGAGGCAGCAACUACUGCUACGCUCCGAACGACUACAUCAGCGACAAAGUUAUCGAUAUCUCGAGCAAUGAAGAGAUGAUCAACCUUUCACCGGCACCGGGGGGUCCAACUGUGUCCAAAGCUGCCUUGAUCAAGCCUGAGGGCCGAACAUGUGUGGCCCCUUGCGACGAGACCAAGAAAGCUCUACUGGUGACAAAGCCUACAAGAGACCAAGAUAUGACUCAAACUUCUCCACCGCCUGCAGGCAACACGCACAUCAUGGUGGUCCUCACAGACCCGCCGUCAGAGAAGAGUCAAACGGGAGACAGCGGUCUCGAUCAAGGCUGCUCCAGCGUAAGCCUUACGGACAUCCUGGACUGCAGCGACAACGAAGACGAUGACAUGACUGAUGACAUCACUGAUAUUACUUCAGGGAUCUUCGCAGACGAUGCUUCUCCUGCCUUCAAGUCACUACAAAAGCAGGUGGGAACACCAGAUUCCAUGGAGGCUAUGGAGGUACCGUCUGCAGCCGGUUUAUGUGAGGGUUCCAGCCCAGCCUCCCGCCCUUCCUGUUCCCCCAAAGCAAUGGACAGUGGCUACGACACAGAAAAUAACGAGAGUCCAGAGUUUGUCCCAAAGGAACCUCAUGAACCCAGAGACCAAGCUACAACACAGCUUGUGAGUCUGGAGGAGGACGAGGCACAGGAGAUAUCACCAGAAGAAGAAGCAUCCUUUGAUGACUCCCAGUCACGUGACCACACCUUGUUACCACUGAGUCUGGAGACGCCACAUAGUGACUCUGCCUACUUCUCAGACUAUGAGAAUGAACAUCAGUCCAAGAAUGAGGAGGAGCAACUGCACUAUAAAGAAGAAGAAAAACCAGAAGACACAGAGACGAAUCAUGGAAGCAGACAUGGAGAACAUUCUUGUCCAGCACAAAGUGGAACUUCGGAAAGAGCAGACUGUGACUGUGACGACUUGCUGGAUUCUUCAGGUGGACUCGAGGAGUGGCCAUCGCAGGAGGAGAACUUGUCUCUUGGAGACUGGGCAGCAGAGGUUGUUGGAGCCAUGGAGGAGGCUCUUGAUGCCCUUAACGGACAGCCUGAGGAGGAGGAGGAGGAAGAAGGAGAACAAUUCUGUCAACCUCCCGAAAAAAGACCAGGGAUAGAAGUCCUGCACAUCUUACCCAGAGAUGAGGUGGCCUUGCAACACGCGGCCAACACAAGAAGGUCAUCAUCAUCUUCUCCUCCGCCUCCAUCUCUUGUUGACGGGGAGGAGGCGGUCAAGGAGGACGACGACUCCGAUGACAGUGAUGAGACGGAUGAGGAGUUGAAGACCUACAGUGUCCAAGAGGAGGAGAGCGAGGACGAGUCCUAUGUGGUACCUGUGGUGGUGUGUGACGACAGCCACGCCCUCAAACUGCGAGGCCUCCUCAAGACGCAGACUCUGCUCAACCUCCAUGAGGAGCUGGAGCGCAAGAAAAGGACGGUGUCCUUCUUUGAUGAUGUCACCGUCUAUCUGUUUGAUCAGGAGAGUCCUACUAAAGAGCUGGCUGCUCACGGACUCCCUUUGGCCACAGAAGGUCUCGGAAAAUAUCCUGAGAGGGUCUCUGACGACUCAUCAGACGGGAACGUCUCCGAGGAGAGUGCAGGCUUGGAGUGGGAGGACGACUUUCCGCUGCUCCCGCUGCCGACGUCCUCGGCCACUCUGGACUCGCCUCCCCACUCCGGCCCCACCAAAGCUCAGGAGACGCAGCCGGCCGCGAAGUUUUCCCGCUUCACCGUGUCCCGCUUCUCCAUCACGCACGUCUCCGACUCGGACGUGGACUCUGUUGGAGGAAGCAGCGAGGACGGAGACAAGGAGUGAAGGACAGGUUCUUGCCCCAGGGACCAGACCUGGACAUGUGACCACCGCGUGGGAGUGGCCUGGACAUCCUUUUCAUGUGUAGAAAUAUUUAUUGUGACUAGUUUCACUCUGCAGGGAUUCACUCGAUGAGGAGGAAGACCCGAUGGACUAAAAAGUGGACAGACGUGACCUCUUUUAGGACACAAGCAAGGAAGGAAGGACACAAGGAGACCAAUAUGUUGAAUCAUUUCGUAGCGAGCUCCUCGCAUCAAGUACAAUCUUCUAGUCCGUGCAUGUUCCCACCGCGUCUUGCUCUCGAUAACGUCCAUUAUGGAGGCCACCUCGGCUUUUGCGCUGUCCAAAAUAAUCAGGUCACAUUUUGCUGCUUCGCUUUGUGCCGCUUCAGAAAAAUGUUCACAGUGUCCCUAUUGUUUUGUUCCACCUCUUACUGUAAUAAUGAAGAUAUUAGGAAGCGUUCACGGUGAAAGGACUAUAAAAUGUCAAAUAAACCUUACAUUUGUAUUUAACAUCAAUUAUAAACUGACAGUUAAACAGUCAAAAGAAGCUCAACUGAUGCACAGGAACAUGGAUAGACUGAUUCAAGACUUGUUUAAGACUGAUUCAAGACAUAUUUAAGACAAAUUCAAUACUUGUUAAAGAAAAAUUCAAGACUUGUUUAAGACUGAUUCAAUACCUUAAGACUGAUUCAAGACUUGUUUGAGAUUCAGAUUUAAGACUUAUUAAUGACUGACUCAAGACUUAUUUAAGACAAAUUCAAUACUUGUUAAAGACAAAUUCAAGACUUGUUUAAGACUGAUUCAAUACCUUAAGACUGAUUGAAGACUUUUUUGAGAUUCAAAUUUAAGACUUAUUAAUGACUGACUCAAGACUUAUUUAAGACAAAUUCAAUACUUGUUAAAGACAAAUUCAAGACUUGUUUAAGCCUGAUUCAAUACCUUAAGACUGAUUCAAGACUUGUUUGAGAUUCAGAUUUAAGACUUAUUAAUGACUGAAUCAAGACUUAUUUAAGACAAAUUCAAUACUUGUUAAAGACAAAUUCAAGACUUGUUUAAGACUGAUUCAAUACCUUAAGACUGAUUCAAGACUUGUUUGAGAUUCAGAUUUAAGACUUAUUAAUGACUGACUCAAGACUUAUUUAAGACAAAUUCAAUACUUGUUAAAGACAAAUUCAAGACUUGUUUAAGACUGAUCCAAUACCUUAUUAAGACUGAUUCAAGACUAGUUCGAGACUCAGAUUUCAGAUUUAUUAAUGACUGAUUCAAGACUAAUUUAAGACUGCUUUAUGACUUAUUUAAGGCGUAUUCAAGACUUGAAAUGAAUACAUAUUCAAGUCUUCCAUGUAGGACUGUUCCAAGACUUGUUUAAGACUGAUUGAAGACUUUUUUUUUUAAAUAUCAGACUGAAUCAAUACUUAUUUUAGACUUAUAUUCAAUACUAAAUUAAAACUGAUUCGAGACUUGUUUUUAGACUCAGAUGUAACUUAUUUAAAACUGACCAAAACGUUUUUAAGACUUAGAUUUGGGAUUUAUUUAUGACUGAUUGAAAUAUGAAAUACUUAUUCAAGACUUACAGUAUUCAAGACUUGUUUGAGACUCAGAUUUAAGACUCAUUUAUGACUAAUUCAAGACUUGAUACUGAUUCUAGAUUUAAGACUUAUUUAAGAGUAAAUCAAUGUUUUUUAUGAUUAUUUCAGACUGAUUCAAUACUUACUUAAGAUUUAAAUCCAAUACUUAAUUAAGACUCAAGAUGAAAGAUGAUUUAGUAUUUCAGUAUUCAGGACUGAUUUAUGACCGUUUAUUUAAGACUGAUUCAAGACUUCUUUGAAAUACCUUAAGACUGAUUCAAGACUUGUUUAUGACUUGGAUUUAGGAGUUAUUAAUGAUAGACAUGUUAAAUACUGAUUUAAGACCUACUUAAGACCGAUUCAAAAUGUAUUUAAGUCUUGUAUAAGACAUAUUCAAGACUUGUUUAAGACUGAUUCAAUACCUAACUAAGACUGAUUCAAGACUUGUUUUCAGACUCAGAUUUAAGACUUUUUAAUGACUGAUUUGAGACUAAAUUAAGACUGAUUUAUGACUUAUUUAAGGCCUAUUCAAGACUUGAAAUUAAUACUCAUUCAAGACUUCCAUGUAGGACCGUUCCAAGACUUGUUUAAGAGUCAUCAAAGACUUAUUUAAGAAUUCAAUUUAGGACUGAUUC
Molecule: messenger RNA, 7083 nt
Organism: Nerophis lumbriciformis (worm pipefish)
Lineage: Eukaryota; Metazoa; Chordata; Actinopteri; Syngnathiformes; Syngnathidae
Gene: lmtkb
Product: apoptosis-associated tyrosine kinase b
Biological process (GO): peptidyl-tyrosine autophosphorylation; brain development
Molecular function (GO): protein tyrosine kinase activity; ATP binding
Source: RefSeq, a predicted model, not a curated record